Molecule: messenger RNA, 2702 nt
Organism: Triticum urartu
Lineage: Eukaryota; Viridiplantae; Streptophyta; Magnoliopsida; Poales; Poaceae
Product: anoctamin-like protein
Biological process (GO): chloride transmembrane transport
Molecular function (GO): chloride channel activity
Source: RefSeq, a predicted model, not a curated record
GUGGCACGCACGCCUUCCAAUGGCGCUCUCUCUCUCUCUCUCUCCCGUCCGUUCAAACCCCACCCCCCAAAUCGCCACUUAAUUAACGCCCACAGGCCCCGGCGCGUUGGUUAAUUUUAAAUAACUUGCUAAUCAAGUUAUUAUAUUUUUUUUCUCAUUUUUAAGUUUUUCUAACGCUUGUUAACCAAGUUCUAAAUCGAAUUAAGCGCAAGAAACCGGCGCUCCUCCUAAUCCGUUACCCCCCGCGUCCUCUCUCUCUCCGCCGUUCCGAACGCCAUUUUUCCCCUUUCGAUUGGUUGUUUAUUCCUCCCCUUCGCCGCCAUCAUUCGCCCUUUUUUCCCUUCCCGUAUGCGGAUCCGUCUCCUUGUGCCCAUCGCCAUUCGCCACCACGCCCGCGCCUGAUCGGUGGACAUGCGGAGAGGGGGAGGGGGAGGGGGAGGGGGAGGAGAUGGUGGGGAUGGAGGGGGAGUGGAGGAGGCCACGGACUUCGAGGUUGGCAUCGUCGUGCCCAAGCUCUCGCGCUCCGCGGCGGGAGAGGACUGCGUGGCGAGCCUGGUGCGUGAGCUUGAGGGCGCCGGCCUGCUCGUCGAGCGCGUCCGCGGCGUCCCCGCCGAGUUCAUCAAGCUGUCCGCGCCCAUGGGGAUUCUGGGCAGAGCCGCUUCUGAGAUGCAGAUGAAGAAGCUUACCUACAUCGGAAUGGAGCUGCAGUUUGAAUGGGAACAGGUGGCAGCAUUCGUCAGGCAGCCUGAUGGUUCCCUCUUUAGCUGGCGAGAGCGUUUUACCUGUUUCCGCUACUUGAUAUAUGGCAUUGUGAACAAGACCAACUCUGAAAUAUCUCUCAAAUUUGACGAUAAAGAGUUCUAUUGGAAACAAAACGAGUCACUAUUGCGUAGGCUUGAAGAUGAAGGAGUUGUAAAGCUAGUCUUCCCUUUGCAUGAGGAAGUUAAAAGGAAACAGCUCCUGAGAAAUUGGGCACUUAACUGGCAUGACUUCACAUGGCAACCUAUUGAUGAAGUUUACUCCUAUUUUGGAACCAAGAUUGCAACAUACUUUGCUUUCCUAGGAAUGUAUACGCGUUGGCUAUUCUUUCCAGCCGUAUCUGGAUUGGCCACUCAGCUUAUAGAUUUUGGGUCAUUCCAGUGGCUGGUUCUUCCUGCUUUCUUUAUCUUCGUGAUUUCUUGGGCUGUCUUCUUUUUGCAAUUUUGGAAAAGGAAGAAUUCAGCACUUCUUGCUAGAUGGGGCAUUAAUUAUUCAUUUGCUGAAUACAAAGCUUCGGCCAACGAACUGGAACCAAUAAGGCAUUAUCUUUCUAUUGAGCGUGUGGACGAAAAGAAUUUUGAUGAUGCGCCUGCUGAGAAAAGGAGAUUGCAAAGAAAUGAGUGGUCUGGUGUCCUUCUAAGAAUUAGGAACAAUGCGAUUAUUGUUCUGGGUAUUAUUUGUCUUCAGCUGCCAUUUGAGUUGGCCUAUGCUCAUUUGUAUGAAAAAACUGAAACUGAGGCGCUGAGGUAUGUCUUGACUGCACUAUAUCUUGUUGCAAUUCAGUAUUAUACAAGGAUUGGUGGAAAGGUGUCUGUCAUUCUAAUAAAGUAUGAAAACAACCAAGGAGAACAGUCUAGUGCUGAUAGUUUGAUUUAUAAGGUUUUCGGUCUAUACUUUAUGCAAUCAUAUAUUGGGUUAUUUUACCAUGCAUCCCUUUAUCGUGAUAUUUUGACACUCCGGAAAGUCCUUAUUCAACGUCUAGUCGUGUCUCAGGUGUUGGAAAAUCUGAUUGAGAAUUCUAUUCCUUAUCUCAAAUACAGCUACAAGAAGUACAGUGCUGUUCACAAGAAAAGACAAGAGAGAGAAUCACCAUCAGGGAAGUCAGUUCGAUUAUCAACAAGAGUGGAGAAAGAAUAUUUAAAACCCUCUUAUACUGCAAGCAUUGGAGAAGAGCUCGAAGAUGGUCUGUUUGAUGAUUUUCUUGAGCUAGCUCUUCAGUUUGGGAUGAUCAUGAUGUUUGCUUGCGCCUUUCCAUUGAUAUUCUGCUUUGCUGCUCUGAACAAUGCAACUGAAAUAAGAGCGGACGCAUUGAAGUUGUUAGUCAUGUUGAAAAGACCUGUUCCCCGUGCUGCAGCUACAAUUGGAGCGUGGUUGAACAUAUUCCAGUUCCUGAUCGUAAUGGCAAUCUGCACCAACUGCUUGCUUCUUGUUUGUCUAUAUGAUGAGGAGGGUAAAUGGCGGAUUGAGCCAGGACUCGCGGCAAUCCUUAUAAUGGAGCAUGCUCUCCUCUUAGUCAAGUUUGGCUUCUCGCACUUUGUCCCUGAGGAGCCUGCAUGGGUGAGAGCAAAUCGAGUGCGGUAUGUAGCUCAGGCACAGACUGUCUGCUCUCAACAACUAUUGAGGAGCAUUUCAAAACUUGAUAGGAAAUGGGAGUGAGGAGCAUUACCACCUUCAGUAUUUAGAAGGCAAAGCUAGUUUUGUAAACUAGGAUAGAGCAGAGAUUUGUCAAUCUCGUGUAGGCAGUGUAGAAAUUUUAGUGCUCUAAUUACUGACGUCCUGGUGUUGCUAACUGUUCCCAUUGGUAAAUGUAUAUAUUGCUACGAGAUAAUUUAUAGGAGAUUGGGUGGGGGCAUGUUGCCCAUCAUUGUGAAGAUGUUACGGGUGGUUUCCUUGCAAGCGAGAUACAUCUGUGGUGUGAGUAUUAUUUUGAGGACCAUGGUUCA